AUGGGCACAAGUCCCAGAGAACUUGAAAAAGCUCUUGAGAUCAACUUUGCUUUGGCUACAAGGUGGGGCUGUAUAUUGCUUCUGGACGAGGCGGAUGUGUUUCUCAGCCAAAGGACGAUGAAUGACGUGACGCGCAAUGCCCUGGUUGCAGUAUUCCUUCGAAUUCUAGAGUACCACUCAGGGGUUCUUUUUCUAACAACGAAUCGUGUCGGGUCUUUUGACGAAGCGUUUAUGUCUAGGAUCCACAUCAGCCUCCAUUAUCCAGCGUUCACCAUGUCCGAGACGAUGAAGGUAUUCGAACACAAUCUUGACCUCAUUCAGCGUCGCUAUACUCAAAGCGGCCGGCCACUCAGGAUUUUCCGACCUAGUAUCAUGGAAUAUGUCAGCGGACAUAUUGUGAAUACGAAGAGUAACUGGCUCCCGUUCCACCCGUGGAACGGGCGACAAAUCCGAAAUGCUUGCCAGACAGCCAUUGCUCUGGCCGAGCUUUCAGCCCGAGAAGACCCUCACGACAAUACGGUAUAUCUUAAGGCGGAUCACUUCAGGGUGCCGCACGAGGCCAGCAUGGAAUUCAACCACUACUUGGAUGCUGUGAGAGGCGCGAAUUCGUUCGACAGCUCUAGAUUGGAACGGCGGGAUGACUGGCCCUCCAGAGACAGAGAGAAGAGGCCUCCUUGGGCGAACAAGUGGACCCAGGGCGGCAGGCCGGAUCGAUCUCGUUCCCAAAGCCCAAUUGCAUCGACUCCUGGAUCAAAUAUCUCCUCGGUUCGUGGAUCAAGCUCAUCUAAGCCUGAUAAUCAAAAUGAAGUCCCUGCGGGUAGAAUUCCGGCCAAAUACGAGAAUGAGGACCCAGACCAAAGUUUCGGUACUCCUAUUGGCAUUCAUAUGAGAUCCAAGAUUCCUCUGCCAGUUUUUGGAGGAUGUUCACUUGGCGAAAAGAUAUCGAAAGAAGGACCGCAUUGA
This is a messenger RNA of Colletotrichum gloeosporioides, 963 nucleotides long. RefSeq lists its product as uncharacterized. The coding region runs from base 1 to 963 and encodes 320 amino acids. The transcript is spliced from 2 exons. Lineage: Eukaryota; Fungi; Ascomycota; Sordariomycetes; Glomerellales; Glomerellaceae. Gene Ontology annotation, molecular function: ATP hydrolysis activity; ATP binding. The record is from RefSeq and is a predicted model, not a curated record.